AGGUCUUUAGUGAAAAUGAAUCUUGUCUGGCUAGUCUCAGAAAAGAUGUCUCCAAGUCCUCUUUCUUCUCCCAAGGGUAUUUUCUCUGGGAGGAUGUAUGGGACUCAUGAUUUGUUUGGCAUUUACUUUCAUCAAAAACUUCUGCGUCAUCCAGCUUUGCCUUGGAUUCAUUUGUCAUUGGCGUUGAUUCAUUUGUGAGGUGGGAGUGGCUGGAGGGGUUGUGUACUAUGAACACGGCAUUCACAGAAAACAAUGCACUCCAUGUGGACAGAGUUGUGGCUAGAGCACGCUUUUUGCAUCCUAACCCUCAAAGAUGGAUCCAGAACAGAAUGAAAAAGAUUCCAUCCUGGACUUGGAAACUGAGCCUGAAAGCCCAUUAUCACUAUCUAUUGAUCUGGAACGACUGGAUGGACAUGAAUGGACUCUUCAGGAUGGGGAAGAAAGAAGAUUUCCACCACCUUCGGACUUCUUGAGAGACCUUGGUGAACAGGGAAACAGACCCAUGCCCCUAGAACACAGGAUUCCCACAAUGACAGAAGACGUGGCUAGAAAUGCCCUCGUUAGCUUUGUUAAUUCCAAGUGUUGCUAUGGUAAUAAAGCUGCAGGAGAACUGGUCAUUCAGGAUUUGAGGCAGCUGACUUUAUACCGAUAUCGACUGGAGACCUUUAAUGAAUCAAGGUUAAGUGAAUGGACUUUUGAACCUUUGACUAGUAACUUGGUAGAUGGACCACAAAAUGGCACUUCUCCUCGGCCAUGGGACAUUAAAGUUCAGACUCCACCGCUGUUUCAUGACGAUACAAGGAAGUUUCGAGUACCUCACUCUUCUUUAGUUAAGGCAUGCCACAAAUGUCAUGGUCAUGGUAGAUACAAAUGCAGUGGGUGUCAGGGUGCAGGCUGGAUGAGGUGCGUUUCUUGCAGUGGAACACGACAGAGGAGAAAGCAGCAAAGGAGGUGUCAGAUGUGUUCAGGGACUGGCCGGAAAAGGUGCAGCACUUGUUCUGGGCGUGGCAAUAAAACCUGUAUGACAUGCCAAGGAGAGAAAAAGCUCUUGCAUUUCAAACAGCUGAUAAUAACCUGGAAGAACAAUGUGUUUGAAUUUGUUUCGGAGCAUCAACUGGACUUUCCAGGAGAGCUGCUGAGUAAGGUCAAUGGAGAGAAUGUAUUUAAAGAUGAAAAUGUUCUGGUGUAUCCCAUUAUUGACUUCCCCAAGCCUGAGAUAUCUCUAGCUUCACAGAGAGCUAUUGCAGAACAUAAUGCAGCAUUCACAGCAUCAUCACGCAUUCUGCAGCAGAAUAAGAGAUCCCUGCAGGCAAGAAGUGGAGGUAAAAUCCAACAGUCAAGACAAGACAAAUGCAGCAGUCCUUUGAAGGCCCUAUCACGUCAAACCAUUGAACUGAUCCCCAUCACAGAAGUUCACUAUCAGUAUGCAGGGAAGACGUACCUCUACUUCAUCUAUGGAUUAGAAAACAAGGUGUAUACGCUGGACUACCCAGAGAGGUACUGCUGUGGCUGUACCAUCAUAUGACACCUAUGGGAUGCUCCUAAAGAAGAAACCUGCUGCGUGGAAACCAGCUAGUCUGUGAUUAGACUGGCAGUAUUAGGACUCCUGAUUUCCAGUGGAUUAAUCCACUGAGAUUAGCGCCAGAGAAAAUGGUAAACUGGCAAGACUCAGGUAAUUUGACCAUCAUGUCCUUUGAUCCCGCUCAGGGUGAAAGUGAG
Messenger RNA from Gavialis gangeticus (Gharial), 1719 nucleotides. RefSeq names its product protein SSUH2 homolog. The transcript has 13 exons. The coding region runs from base 314 to 1525 and encodes 403 amino acids. NCBI's taxonomy places the organism in Eukaryota, Metazoa, Chordata, Crocodylia, Gavialidae. The record is from RefSeq and is a predicted model, not a curated record.